CCCCGCAGGUAAAGCGGGGUUAGAUAAACUGGAAGUUCGAUAAUAGGCGGAUAUAAUGUUGAGGGCGGCUGGAGGAGAGGCAGGUUAGAGAUCACGUUGCGGAGAAAAAGUUUCUUGUAGUGGCUCCUUGCUCGCUUCUCAGCAUGGUAGUUGCAGAAAUCGUCGUGGUGGGAUCCUGUAUGACAGAUCUAGUGAGCCUUACUAAACGUUUACCCAAAGUUGGAGAAACCAUACAUGGGUAUAAAUUUUUCACUGGAUUUGGGGGGAAAGGUGCCAACCAAUGUAUCCAGGCAGUUCGGCUUGGGGCUAAAACUUCAAUGAUCUGCAAGGUUGGGAAGGAUUCUUUUGGUAAUGACUACAUUGAAAACUUUAAAAAAAAUGGGAUUCCAACAGAAUUUGUAAGUCAGACAGAAGAUGCUGCAACUGGAGCUGCUUCAAUCAUGGUCAAUAGUGAAGGAGAAAACUUUAUUGUAAUUGUUGCGGGAGCAAAUUUACUUCUGAAUUCCAGUGAUUUAAAAAGGGCUGCUCAUGUCAUCGCUGAAGCCAAAGUGAUGGUCUGCCAACUUGAAAUAACCCCAGAAAUUUCUUUAGAAGCACUAAAAAUGGCUCAUACCAAUGGAGUGAAGACUUUAUUUAAUCCUGCUCCAGCAAUUGCUGACCUAGACUCACAAUUUUACACUUAUUCUGACAUCAUCUGCUGCAAUGAAAGCGAGGCAGAAAUUCUAACAGGAAUUGCGGUUGGUAAUGCUGGAGAUGCUGGACAAGUCGGAAUUAAAUUGUUAGAGAGAGGCUGUAGGACUGCCGUCGUAACUUUGGGACCAGGGGGUUGUGUGAUAGUCUCCAAAGAGGAACCAACCCCAAAUCAUAUUCCUGUCAGGAAGAUCUCUGCUGUGGAUACUACGGGAGCUGGUGACAGUUUUGUUGGAGCAUUUGCAUUCUACCUGGCUCACUACCCCAAUCUACCUCUACAUGAAAUGCUGAGGAGAAGUAACUUCAUAGCAUCCAUUAGCACUGAAACAACUGGGACACAGACUUCCUACCCUUAUAGAAAGGAUCUGCCACAAAACCUAUUUUAAGCUGUGUAAAACAUUAGAUUUUUCUCUGCUCAAACUUUUAAACAAAUGCCAACUACACAGAUGCCAAAAUGAAAAUUGUAUAAAUUGUAUGUUUUUGCUUAGCCUUAUCCUGAAUGAGGUGUACAUGGUGUCACACAUUGCAAUUCCAGUUUAGGAUACAGCAUUUCAGCUGAUACAGUAAGAUUAUUUCCAUGUCUUGGUCACUUAAAAGCAAGGACCCUUUUAUUACUGUAUGUUUUAAAAUUGUAACCCUACUCCGAGAAUAAACUUUUUGCACAAUUUGGAAAGUCUUUGCACUGAGAAACAGGAUGAUCAAAGCAGAAAUAACUGUUGAAUAUUUAUACUGAGGCAAAGCAUACACAAAAAGGUAAGGUUCACUUUUGUGGUAAUUCAGUUGCCAUGACUCAACUUCCAGACGUAAUUGUAGAAGUUAUUAACUUUUAAAAACAAUGGAAUUUGAAAAAUCUUUGUCAUGGUCCCUAUACUUUCCUGAAUAUGAGAUAUGUGCCAAAAGGCAUUUGUUUAAAAUGCUUCUAUACUGUUUCACUCACUCUUAAGCAAUUCACAGCAUAUAUGCAAUAAUACACUACAAACAUAAUUACUUUACAACAUUCAAACUAUGGUGAUACAGCCAGCAAUCACAGUAGGAUUAAUCUUCAUCCAAGUUCCCACAAUCACAAGUAAAACCACUGCAUACCCCUCAAUUCCAACCACUCUUUGGAAAAGCCAAGUUUUAUAAACUCCCUAAAUAUCAAGAACAAGGUGAAGGAGUUAAUUCUGGUUGGAGUCCAUUUCACAGCAAAGCAGUUCCUGCAGAAAAUCCACGUAUGUGCCCUCCUGCACCUCAUUCUGCAGGCAUAUACUGGAUGUGUAGAUUCUAUUUGAAGAAUAUCUAUGGAGAUUCUCAGUCAUCCAGGUCAUGGUUGUCUCAAAGGUGCUUUUUCAGGAGGCAACUAGUUUUUUUCUUUGAAGAUGUUUCGCUUCUCAUCCAAGAAGCUUCUUCAGUUCUGACUGGAUGGUGCUGAUUAGAUUCCCCACCAUCCAACCAGAGCUGAAGAAGCUUCUUGGAUGAGAAGCGAAACAUUUUCAAAGAAAAACAAACUCCAGUUGGCUCCUGAAAAGGCACUUUUGGAAUAUCUGAAUAGAAUUUAAAUAUUCUGUUAGAUACCUGGGUUCUCCUAAGCUUUGUGAUACUUUAAAAAGAAUGACCAGCAUCUUGAAAUGCAUGGGAUGAGGGAUUUGACAGAACUUUCCUGAAGCACUUUUUAUAUUUGAGAUGAAACCAUAAUAAUGAAUUUUUAAAAACUUUUUUGUUUUGAUGAUUGUUUCAGUUUGUGCUAUGGAUGUUUAUGGGAUAUGGUCUUUUGGGGGGGUACAACAAAGUAUCUUUGCAGUGGUACAGAAAUCUAAUAAAGUAUAAUAACAUCA
Molecule: messenger RNA, 2504 nt
Organism: Crotalus tigris (Tiger rattlesnake)
Lineage: Eukaryota; Metazoa; Chordata; Lepidosauria; Squamata; Viperidae
Gene: RBKS
Product: ribokinase
Exons: 8
Coding region: 144-1076 (310 amino acids)
Biological process (GO): D-ribose metabolic process
Molecular function (GO): ribokinase activity
Source: RefSeq, a predicted model, not a curated record